UACUGUUUACCCUCUCAGUUUUUGGGAAACGACUCAUCCGUUUUUUUAACGGUAACUGUCAACGAACGGACACCGACCCACCGAAUCAACUAUCGCGAGGACCAGGGGCAGUGCGAGAAGAACGGGUCCAGGCAAAAGGCAUAGCAAUAUUCAUAUUUAGCAACAACAACAACAACAAUCUUUACGGAGAAUGAUUAUUCCGUUAUGUAGACUGAAAGAAUGAUGAAAUGUGUGCCAUGUUUUAUCACAAAGACACGGAUGAAACCAGUGGACUGUGAUGUACAGGAUGUGGUCACGCUUCUCUGGAUGUAUGACAGACGGUGAAGAAGGGGCAGACUUUGUAAAUCCCACACAUCUAACCACCUCUACUCAUCCAUCUACUGGCUGUCUGAAUCCAGUAUUUUCUUAUUGAAAAGAUAAAGUAUUUAAAUUCACAAAAUAAUGUAGCAAAAGCUUAGCCUUGGAGAUAUUUGACCUCUUUUAACCCCAUCUUCCAUGGGUCCGGUGCAUUUUAUGUCUUCAUUUUGGAUGGGGCUGUGCACAACACUUCAAUUCACACUCAUUUGUAAAUUAUUAGACCAAUGUGCUGUGUUUGCCCCCAGUCAGUUAUCCCAGCUGUGCAAUCACUUCAGCUCUCUGUUGUAUGUUUGAAGUGAUUUGAUAGACCAUCAAGUCAAUCAGAAUGAAUGGCUCUCUAUUAACCCCGCCCAGCCCGCGGGCGGCAAACUCCUCCCCUUUACCUCCCUCACCCUCCCCAUCUCCAUCCCCUCCAUCUCCCUCUUUGCUGCCCCUUUCCCCUCGGCCACCCCCUCUACCCCCUUUGGUGAGCCCUCCACCCCAGGCUCACCCGUCUUCCCUGUCAGACACCCCCACACCGUCCCCCUCGCCUUGCCUGAGCUGGACCGAAUUCUGUGAGCUCCAUGCCCGCGUUGCAGCCGGUGACUUUGCACGCCACUUUCGAGCUUUUCUCCUGGAAAACCCCCACUACUCCCCAGAUUCAGCGGCCGCCUUCUGCCGGCGCUUCACCGACCGCUUUGUUCGUCAUUUUCAGAGUGAGCUGGAGGGGGCGCUCCCGCAGAGCUGUGCUUCUGGGAGGGAUGACAUGGCGAGCUGGGCUCCCCAGUCAGAUGCUACUUCCCUGGAAGAGGAAGCAGUGUCUCCCCUGUCAGCGUCUGGGGGAGCUGUCCUCCCAUGUCCACCGACUAACACGACACGGGCCUUAUCCAAGCCUGCACCGGCACGGCUGGUGUUGGAGAACCGCAGUGGGGACAGGUUUCAAGAUUCUUAUGCCCACAGCCAAGUCCUGCCUCCAUCUUCAUCAUCGUCAUGUUGCUCCUCAGUCGGAGGGAACAACGGGAGGCGUGAGGAGAGGGGGGCUAUGAUUGCCCCUGGGAAUGGGGAAGCACCGGUUGAGGAAGAGGAGGACAGCUGGUUAGGAGUAGCAUCUGUGGGGGAAGACGUUGAGCCAGAAGAGCAGGAAGCAGAGUCUGCAGAGGUGGACAGUGCUGACCCCUCCUACACUCCUCAGAUUCCACCUUCCUCUUCCUCGGUCACUCCUCCGCCUGACUCCAAAGGUAACAGUACGCCCAACUCCUCCAAAAACAAACUGAAGAAGCGCUUUUCUCUGCGGAGUGUGGGUCGUAGUGUACGGGGGAGUGUCCGAGGCAUCCUGCACUGGCGAAGCUCCUCCAGUGACUCAGCCCAGAGUCAGAUGCCCUCUAGUUACAGCUAUACUAUGGGUGUGCAGGACGCCACCUUGGUUUCAACCUCAAAGAGGAACUCUGGUACACAGCCUCCUACACCCACCUCCUCCAUGCCUGUAUCCCUGUCCAUGCCUCUCUCCCUUCCCCACUCCUCCUCCUCCUCGCUGCCCCCCUCAUCUUCAAGCAGCGCCACCUCUCUGUCUCUUUCGGAGGCUGCCCGAGAUAGGCGGCGGAGCAAUGGCGAAGGAGGUGAGAAGGAGAAAUGGAGCCAUCGUCUGGAGAAACUCAGACUGUCACGAUCACCUCCUCCUGUCCUCACCCCGACCACUGCAGGCCCUCACUCCGCCUCCUCCACGCUGCCUCCAAGCAGCGCUGCUGCUGCCAACGUGGGACCUCCAAGGAAGGUGGGCCGGUUGGUGCGGGAGGGUGGGGUGACUGUUAGCUCAUCCAGCGAUGAGUUGAGCGGAAGCCUUGGCUUCUCUGGCUUCUCGUUUGGUCUACUGCAUCACGGUACGGACAACAACAAUGCUGCCUCAGCUUCAUCUGCUGCAGCUCAGGCAGGUCCAGUGCAGCCUCUGCCCAGCGGAGGGAAUGUGCCCUGGAGAGGAGGACGCUGGCAUAAGUGUCGGCUGGUCCUCAGAGAGAGGGACAGAGAAGGUGGUGAGCGGGGAGAGGAGUACUACUUGGAAUUCUUCAUUCCACCUAAAUCAUCGAAGCCCCGGCUGACUGUCCCUUGCUGCUCAAUCGUGGAUGUGAGGAGCACCACAGCGCUAGAGGUGCCUGAUAAGGAGAACACCUUUCUGCUGCAGCUGGAAGGGUCGGCACAGUACGUGAUUGAGACACGCGAUGCUGUACAGAUGAGAGCCUGGCUGAGUGACAUCAGGAACGGCAUCUGUCUCAGUGAACAGGAAGAUGCUGAAGGUGUGUGUGUGGGGCCGUUGGACAUCAGUGGGACGCCUGAGAUUGUUGACCGUCUUUCACAAGUGUGUUAUGGAGGUAUUGGAGGCUCCUCACCUCUGAUGGAUCCUCUUCCACCCGAACUACCACCUCGAGCCCCUCUCGACGAACCAGACAGUCGGAUUCUUGGCGGAGGUGGAGCUAGUCUGGGCACACCUUUUGCCGAGACGCCAGACGCCACAGGAUCCUUCCUGUUCUCGGAGGUGACCACUGCAGAGGCAGUAGAGCACCCACUCAGUGAGUGUCAGUGGUUCCACGGCACCCUGUCCCGUCUCAAAGCUGCUCAGCUGGUGUUGGCCGGAGGCCCGGCGAGCCACGGUGUCUUCCUGGUUCGCCAGAGCGAGACAAGGCGUGGAGAAUAUGUCCUCACCUUUAACUUUCAGGGCAAGGCCAAGCACCUUCGUCUGUCCCUGAAUGAGGACGGUCAGUGCAGAGUGCAGCACCUUUGGUUCCAGUCCAUCUUUGACAUGUUGGAGCACUUCCGGGUGCACCCGAUCCCCCUGGAGUCCGGUGGCGCCUCAGACGUCACACUCAUCAGCUUCGUGGGUGCCACCGCUGUUCGACAGCCAGACUUGACCAGCAGACCCCGUAGCCCACCUCAGCCUCCUCCACUGCCGCCAGGCCGGCCGCCGCCCCCAACUCCUCCCCAGGAGAGAGGAAACGAGAUGGAGGCAGGAGGAGUAGGUGGAGGAGGUGGAGGAGGAGGCGCGCCAGUGGUGACGAUGGCGACGACAGGAGGAGGAGCAGGAGGAGGAGGAAGUGGAGGCAGCGGAGGUGGUAGCGGAGGAGGAGUGGAGGACUGGGAGGAGAGGGACAGGGACACUCCCCUCCGCCAACUAGAAGCUGUGGAGGGAGAAGAGAGGGACGGAGCGAGGGCGCCCCGUGCCAUCGACAACCAAUACUCCUUCUUCUGAUGAAGGGAAGACCAGGAGGGGGAGGAGGAGUGUGUAUGUGUGUUUAUGUUUGAGUGUGUGUGUGUGUGAGCAAAUGUGAGAUUGGAUGAGGCGGCGUACAUCAUAGCCAUUCAUAACCAGUAUUUUUCUUUUGUUAGCAAGGUGGAGGAGAAGAGGAGGAGGAGGAGGAGGUGUAAAAGUACUAACACUAUACGAGAGAGAGAGAGAAGACUAAGCAGAUGGAGAGAUGGGUGAGAGCAGCUUUACAACACUAACUAUAGCGGUACAUUUCUUUUAUUUUAUUUUUUUAGUCAGAUAAGCUUUGUUUUUGCCGGUACGACUCACAGUAGCAGGCUCUUUCUCGUACGUGAACAGCAUUGAGAGCUCGAGCGCUGUGAAGCCAGCAGUCCUGAUACCUCACAGUGGUCCUGCCAAGACAGCACACGCUAGCCAGAGGCCAAACAUACUCUACAGACAUCUGUACUGUGGCAGGUAGACCCAAAACUUUUACUCUUACUGCUACAGAGACCACGUCUCAGCAACCUCUAUUUAAAAGAUUAUAUUGUUUCAAAGGUUCUACAUGUAGCUUAUUAACAUCAAUACAUGGUUAUGCUCGUUUGAUUGGAAGAACUACAAGGCCAAACUGAAAUGUGAAUUUUGAAUAAACACAAUGUAUGGUUGAAUGUAAAAUAAUAAUAAGAACACUAAUGUUGAUUUAGGUCUUAGACUGUACAUAAAGAUGGACGACGUGUCUCCACUUAACUCCACUGUACAAACAUAAAGCCAGAAUAUUCUGCUAUCUUGCGCUGGUGAUGUCAUUUGGAGCCAGAGUCUGCGCAGUAGCGAUCUCCGCCGUGUCGUGUUACCACCCAAACACCUGUCCGACCAAUUGUGGAUUGAAUUGAUUCCGAAAAACAAACACUUGAACAUACAUCAGUAUAAACAUCAUAAAAACUACCUAAGAUUACAUCAUAAAAACUACCUAAGAUUACAGAAACCAUGGGAAAAAAUUAUUUGAGGUGUACCUUGAAGUUUAAAGGGAUAGGGCACCCAAAAAUGAAAAUUUAGCCAUUAUCUACUCGCCCACGUCCAAUCAGCUGACUUGAAGGGGGCAAGGUGUAUGACCUAUAUUGUGGUGAUCAAGAUGUUUUGGCUUCAUUUCGGGGGAACUGUCAUAUUGUCCAUCUUCUCUAUACAGUCUGUGAUUUAAAUAUGUUUUCAUUUAUCAAGCAAAAAAUAUUUGUUGGAUCCAGAUUGUGAAAUGUGAGAAUUUGCUGCUUUUUGAUUUACUUGAUUGUAAAUUUAAUAUCUUUAGACUUUUGUUUCAGAUAAAAUGUUUUGAAGACCACACCUACAGCUCUUAGAAAUUUUGAACAACAUUUUAAGAUAAGAUAAGUCUUGGAACCCAUUGGCUAUUGUCUGAUGACGACAAAGCCUCUGGGAGUGAGGGCCAGUAUUUCGGGCUGAUUCGUAGUAGCCAGCGGAUAUUGGGGCCAACAUUUCUUCCUUAGUGCUCUAGUCGUUUCGGCUAAUCUCUAAAAAACAAAUAUCUGCAUAUGAAUGCUGCCAAUUUUUUGAAAAAGCUAACAUUAACCUAACUUGUUGUUAAAUGAUAGCCGAUGGGUUCCAAGAUAGCAUUUUGGCCAAUGCGUUCUGCUUCUCCAUAAGGACUGUUUACCUUUUGUUAAAACGUGAUUGGUCAAUACUACUUGGACUACAAACAGUGUACAACUGAAACCAGAACACUUCCGACACUAGACUAUUGUUCCAUCACCUGCAGAUUCUGCAUGCAUAUGCAGACAUCUGUUUAAAGAGAUUAGGAUAUGGUAAACCUCUAUUAAUCGCCAGAGGGGAAAUCCAGCUUUUGCAGUGGCCCAAAGACAGCAAUAGUACAUAUAGAUUAAGUAAAAGAAUGACUAAAUAGAGAUAUAUAUAAAACUAAACAAGCAGAAAACAUUUGGAGCAAGAAAUUGCAAGUUCAAGUGACUGGUGUGUGUGUGUGUGUGUGUGUGGUUUUACACUUCUCUUGCAUUUGCUAGACUAAACAAUUAAUAGCAAAAUAACAUGAUGUUAGUUGCAACUCUACUGCCCAUUUUCUUGAAUAUUAGUUGAACAAGAUUGUGGUCAGAUUAAAAUGUUUUAAAAAGGGAUUUUAUCUGUAUAAAUGUUUCUCAAAAGAACACAUUUUCCAGACAGCAUAAAAGUGACUGAUUUUUCAGUGGAGUUUGGUUUGACAUCGCAACACAACAGAGAAAUGUUUUGGGUCUAAGUGGCACAUGAAGUAGAGCAGGCAGGAAACAUUUACCUCAGUCACACUCAGCAGCAUCACUCAGUAAAUGUCUCUCUUUCUUUCUCUCUCUCUCUCUCUUCUUUUUCUCUCUGACAUUAAGAAAAAAAAAGCUGAACUGGGAGAGAAAUUAUUGAUGAUACCAAUAACAAUAAUAUUGAUGGAAAUAAUAAUAAUAAUGAUAAUAAUAAUGACGGUCAGAAUAAUAGUAUUAAUUUUAUUUGUUUUUAAGACAUCUUUUUAUUUUGUAUGCUUACUCCAUGUAACACUUGUUCCGACUCCAUCUUGUAAUUGAAAAUGUGUUUGUGCCUUUUUUUAUUUUUGGGAUAAAAAGAAGGAAACAAAAAUAUAUAUAAGAUUUGCUAUAAUGCCUCAUUCUCAAGGUUACAGUAUCCUCACUCUUUUCAUGCUGUCUUCUCCUCCUCAACCUCAUCCUCCAUUCAUCAAGGGUAAAAAGAAUAUACAAUUAGCAGAAAAUGUCAGUGAAAAUACCUACUUUUUCUACUUGUGCCUUUCUGUGUCUGUCGUCUUCGUCAUCAGCCUGCAUUUGUGUUGCCCUGUCUUCAUUUAUCAUUCAGUUUAGAGCUUGCCUGUUUCUUUAUGCACCAUAUAACCCACCCAGUCAUUUCUAUCAGUCUUUUCUUUGCUCAUGUAUUUGUCUAUAUGCACCUCAACACCCCCACCCCCCCCCCACCCCCCAGCUUAAUCAUCAUGUUCAGUGUCCUUUUCUCAGUUUCAAAACUCUUUGUGCCUUUCUCUGUCUCUUUUCUCUCUUUGCUGGGACCGUGUGUUGAGGGCGGGCAGUGUUGUCUGUCCACCCUGUGUGGUUAGUUUCAGGUACUACAUUGAAUUUAAUGAUAUAAUAUAAAUAUAGUGAAACAUA
Epinephelus lanceolatus (giant grouper) is the source of this 6723-nucleotide messenger RNA. It is a transcript of the gene sh2b1, whose product is annotated as SH2B adaptor protein 1. Gene Ontology annotation, molecular function: transmembrane receptor protein tyrosine kinase adaptor activity. Gene Ontology annotation, biological process: intracellular signal transduction. Gene Ontology annotation, cellular component: plasma membrane. NCBI's taxonomy places the organism in Eukaryota, Metazoa, Chordata, Actinopteri, Perciformes, Serranidae. The record is from RefSeq and is a predicted model, not a curated record.